GCAAAUCAGCGUGUUCUUAUUCUACCCGCCUUCUCAUUCCCUCUCUCUGUUUCUCUUCUCUCAUUCUAAUUUUCCCGAGAAAAUAUACAAAAUCACGCCAUCCAAACAGAAAAUCAAUAUGAAAGCAUAUAACAACAGUCAUUCAUUCGUAUCGCAUUGUUUCGUAUGCGUUUUUUUGAUACUUUUAGUUUUCGUAAUCUCUGAUCGUUUGUUCAGCUCAGUUUUCAGCUUCUCUGCUGAUUAUCAAAACAAUUUGAAAUUUGAAGUACGUGGAUACUCGUCGGAAAACUCAUCGGUUAACGCAGUUCAAUUGCAAACUAAAGUCAUAACGAGCAGCUCCGAUCAAAUUCAGUUUCUUCAUGAUGAUUCUUCUCCGGUACUCAACAGAUUUCGAAACGCUACCGUUACUGUUACUAGGAAAAAAAUCUCAAAACUAGACAGAGAUGAAGAGCAGCUUGAACAAGGACUAGCUAGAGCUCGAGCUUCAAUCCGCAUGGCCGUUACCGGAACCAAUAACAGCGUUGUCAAUCAAAGCGACGUCGUUAAUGAUAUGAUAUAUCGUAACCGCGCCGCAUUUUUUCAGAGCUAUAUGGAGAUGGAGAGAAGAUUCAAAGUCUACGUGUACUCAGAAGGGGAGCCGCCAAUAGUCCACGAUGGGCCAUGUAAGCACAUAUACUCGAUCGAAGGGAGGUUUAUACAGGAGAUGGAACAUGGAGCGAGGAGGUAUAAAACAAGGGAUGCUAAGCGUGCCCACGUUUAUUUCAUGCCCUUCAGCGUGACCUGGAUGGUAAAGUAUCUGUAUAAACCUCUUUCAUAUGAUCAUACACCACUAAAGCAGUUUGUGGCUGAUUAUGUUAGAGUGGUUUCUACCAAAUAUCCCUUUUGGAAUAGAACUCAUGGAGCUGACCACUUUAUGCUAGCUUGUCACGACUGGGGUCCGCAUGCAUCAAGAGGCAAUCAAAUUCUUUACAACACAUCAAUUCGAGUCCUGUGCAACGCCAAUACUUCUGAAGGUUUCAAUCCACAAAAAGAUGUAAGCCUCCCUGAAAUCCACCUCCUUAGCGGCAAUGUACCAACCAAACUCCAAUCACCGCCACCUUCCAACACCACCCGUCCUUACCUCGCAUUCUUCGCCGGUGGACUUCACGGUCCAAUACGUCCGUUUCUCCUCGAUCAAUGGAAAGACCGCGACUCCGAUAUUCGCGUGUUCGAGUACUUACCUAAAAACUUAGACUAUCAUUCAUUUAUGCUGCAAUCCAAAUUCUGUCUAUGUCCAAGCGGGCAUGAAGUGGCUAGCCCUAGAAUUGUUGAAUCCAUUUACGCUGAAUGCGUGCCUGUGAUUCUGUCGGAUCAUUAUGUGCUGCCAUUUAGUGAUGUUUUGCAAUGGGAUGCGUUUUCGAUACAGGUGAAUGUAUCGGAAAUUCCGAGACUAAAGGAGAUUUUGAGAUCAGUCCCGGAUGAGAAAUAUGAGAGGCUUAAAGAGGGUUUAAGAGGUGUUAGGAAGCAUUUUGUGUUGAACCAGCCAGUUAAGAGAUUUGAUGUGUUUCAUAUGAUUUUGCAUUCUAUUUGGCUUAGGAGAAUAAAUUUUAGACUUGGAUCGCAAGACUCAUGAAAAAACUUAGACUGCUACCACAUUUACAUCCUAUAGGAAAGCAAAAGUUCGAUGUAUGUAAGUAUGUAUGUUUGUAUCAUUCUGCCAUUUUCUUAUGGUUUAUAGUUGCCUUUUUUGACCUA
This is a messenger RNA of Mercurialis annua (annual mercury), 1734 nucleotides long. RefSeq names its product probable glycosyltransferase At5g25310. The coding region runs from base 119 to 1612 and encodes 497 amino acids. NCBI's taxonomy places the organism in Eukaryota, Viridiplantae, Streptophyta, Magnoliopsida, Malpighiales, Euphorbiaceae. The transcript has 4 exons. The record is from RefSeq and is a predicted model, not a curated record. Gene Ontology annotation, molecular function: glycosyltransferase activity.